UGACCGGUUUAAACUGUAUUUGGUUGAAUUUACACUGGUUUGCAGCAACAGGACAAAGAUGCAAAUCACACAGAGCAUUGAACAGUUCAUUAAGGGGAUGAAGAUGGAGAACUGGAUGGCGGCUCUGCUCACUUGUGCUGCCUGCUGUAUUGGAGCUCUGGUUGUGCUGGGAAAAAAGAUCAACAGUCAACGAGAGACGAAGGAAAAGAUCGAGAGAGCCAGAAACAGGAGAGAGGAGAGCUUACAGCGGGCAGAGCAGGUGGUGCUCCGGUACAAACAGUCGCAUCCGAUGACUGACUCCGCUUUCAUCAUGGAUCUGUCCCUGUCUGAGCUGGCAAAGCAACUCAAGGAAGGCUCACUGAGCCCUGAGGAUGUGCUUCACUCUUACAUGGAAAAGACUCUGAAUGUAAACAAAAAGCUGAACUGCUGCACUGAAAUUUUGCUGGAGAGCUUGGACCAACUGAAAACUGUUGGCUCCAACAAGGAAGGUCUCUUGUAUGGAGUUCCAGUGAGCAUCAAAGAAAAUGUUGCAUUUAAGAAUCAUGACUGUUCUUGUGGUGUGGUCAUUAACCUGGAUCAGCCUGCUGAAAAGGACAGCGUGCUUGUUGAAGUUCUGAAGAAACAAGGAGCUAUUCCCUUUGUGAAAACCAACUUGCCCCAAGGCCUUUUUAGCUAUGACUGUAGUAAUCCUAUUUAUGGGCAAACUGCGAAUCCCCAUAACUCCCAGAGGACCUCUGGAGGUUCAUCUGGUGGGGAGGGGGCUCUCAUUGGGGGAGGAGGCUCCCUGCUUGGCAUAGGCAGUGAUUUAGGUGGCAGUAUCCGUAUUCCUGCCUCAUUCUGUGGGAUCUGCGGUUUCAAGCCAACAGCAGGUCGACUGAGUUUACAGGGGCUUCGUCCAAUUUAUAGAGGGCAAAAGGCAGUGCUCUCAUCUCCUGGACCCAUGGCAAGAGAUGUGGAUAGUUUGGCUCUGUGCAUGCAGGCACUUCUUUGUGACCACAUGUUUUCUUUGGACCCCACUGUUCCACCAUUACCUUUUAAUAUGGAGAUAUACAGAAGUUCCAAACCUCUAAGGAUUGGUUAUUUUGAAAGUGAUGGCAACAUGCAACCAUCUCCAAGCAUGGCCCGAGGCAUCAGAGAGGUCAAAGCUCUGUUAGAGCAAGCAGGCCACACAUUGGUCCCUUACCGUCCACUGAAGAUAAAUCAAAUUAUGCCUGAACUAAUAAUAAAGAGUUUGUAUGCAGAUGGAGCUACCACCCUGCUACAAAAAUUGAAGGGGGGACCUGUGGACCCUUGUCUAAAAACUCAGGUUUUUACUUAUGGUCUCCCUAAUUGGCUGAAGAAAAUCCUUUCAUUCCUGCUCAAACCUGUGUCUCCUCGUGGUUCUGCCAACAUGAAUGCUCUUUGUGGACUUAGAUCUGUUCCAGAUUUGUGGAAGCAACAUGCUGCUGUUGAGGACUACAUUCAUGAGACAAUAGCGCAGUGGAGGAGCUGCAACAUUGACGUGCUGCUGUGCCCCAUAAUCGGCCCAGCCUACAGCUUCCAUUACUGUGGCAAAAUUUCAACUGCUCUCAGUUACACAAUGCUCUACAAUUUCCUUAAUUUUCCUGCGGGUGUAGUCACUGUUUCUACAGUGACUGCAGAGGAUGAAGAGGAACUCAGGCACUAUAAGGGCUAUUAUCAGGACAAGUGGGACAAGCUCUUUAAAGAGGCAGUGAGUGGAGGCGAGGGUCUGCCUGUGGCGGUGCAGUGUGUUGCCCUGCCAUGGCAGGAUGAGCUCUGCCUGCGCUUCAUGAAGGAAGUGGAACAACUGGUCAAACAAAGCAAGAAGUAAAGCCUGUAAAAGUGAGCUAAGGCUGUCAUAAAUGGUGGCGCACUCUCUGCUCUACAGUUAUAAUCUAGACCUUUUUUUUUUUGUUCUUUCACUAUUUGCUAAAUGUAAUUGUAUCUUAACUAUAAGAUGAUUGUCUUUAUGAUUCUGUGUUUAAAAAAAUCCAGGUCUUUUGCUUUCUUACUAUCCCCAUCGACAUGUUACAUUUUAUCCAAAACAGUAUGAAAUGGUGUUAGAUGCCGUAAAGAAAAUUAAAAAGAAAUAUUAAAUCAUUAGGCACUGCUACCAUAAGUAUAAGAAUGUUGAAAAUUAGGAUUCACAAUGGGUAUGGAAAGUAAUGUAUUUGUG
Archocentrus centrarchus (flier cichlid) is the source of this 2176-nucleotide messenger RNA. Its product is annotated as vitamin D3 hydroxylase-associated protein-like. Gene Ontology annotation, biological process: fatty acid catabolic process. Lineage: Eukaryota; Metazoa; Chordata; Actinopteri; Cichliformes; Cichlidae. Bases 59 to 1831 code for a protein of 590 amino acids. The record is from RefSeq and is a predicted model, not a curated record. Gene Ontology annotation, molecular function: amidase activity; fatty acid amide hydrolase activity. The transcript is spliced from 15 exons.